GGGCAUUAUAAAUACGCUAAAGUGGGUUAAAGAAAACUAGAACUGAAAUGGCUGGGCAAUUCAUUUCCGGGUAUUUCCGUGACGUAAGCGCUGGGAGAAGGUACCCGGAUGGAUGUCAGGAAGCGCGAUGCAGAGCCGCAGAUAUAAACAGUGAGCGGUUUAAUGUGUGUUUUUAACGCGGUGUGUUGGAUUAAUCUCAUCUGGAGCUAACACAUCUGUGCUCUGUGUGUGUGAAUGUGUGUAUGUGUGUUACUCAUGAACGAGGGACGGUGGUCGAGUGACUCAGACCUGCAGAGUGAAGUGGGUUCUACCAGAGUUCCAGACCCGAACCAGAACCAGCAUCAGAUCCGAAUGCUGGAGGAGGAGGAGGAGGUGCGGGGAGGACACGCCCGCCUCCAUCACGACCUCCACCACAACCUCACAAACAACACUGGAGCAGGAGAAGAAGAGGAGGAUGAAGAAGAAGAUGGAGGUUCCAAAAUGGAGGAUGAGGAUGAGGAAAUGGACAGCACCAGUGGAGCCUGUUCUCCUGAACUGAUGCGAGAUUCAUCAUCACUGAGCUGCAGUCCCUCAGUGUGUGAAGGUCCUCUGAGUCCUGAGGAAAUCCCGGUUGGUGUUUUUUCUCCUCGUGAUCUCAGUCGCUGCGUCUCUGAGACUCUGCGUGUGUUAGAGGAGAGAGGAGACGAUGCUGCACUGCCACAACGCCUCCAUCAGAUUGCUGAGUGUCUGGUGCAGGAGGAGGACUAUGAGAGAGCUGUGCGCUUCCUCCAGCUGGAGCGACUGUACCACGAGAGAGUGCUGUCCAACAUCACCGCCCUGCAGGAGACAUGGGUGAGCAGGUGGAGGUGUAGAAGGUCUGUAGAGAACUCCCUUCCUCACUGUAAUCUGAAUUCAGAACAUCUGGACAAACUGAAACACAUCUGCAUGACACACAGACAACCGACUUGGAGCUCUGACACGUGUGAGCUGGUGCACAGGAUCAGUGUGAACGGUGAGAGCUGUGGAGAGAAGAACAUCACAUCAGAAUCUCCAUGCAAUGACAAGUCGGGGAUGUUGGAGCAAGAUGAUGUCUCUCCCAGUGAAAGUGGCACUGCCUAUUUGGCCCAGCAGAGGGAGCCUACACAUGUCUGUGACUCCGCCUCCAGUCCGCCCACUUCUUCUCCUCAAGCCCCACCCACCCUGGUAAUGACAGAAAGCUCCUCACCGGCAACUAUCAGAGAGGAAGCCGAGAAACAGUGUGACAGAGAACAAGAGAGUGAGGGAGAGAAAGAACAGGAGACAGAGAGGAUACCUCAAGAAAUUGGAAAGGAGGCGGAGCCUGGAGGAGGCAGGAUGGAGGUGGAACUUGAAAGAGAUGGGAUGGAGGUGGAGCCUGUAGAAUCUGACCAAAAGAGAGAAGAGGGAAUGACAGAAGGAGGAGUGGAACCAGUGUCUCAUGCUGAGCAGGAUAAAGAAGCAAAGAAACAGGAAGAGGAACAGGAAGAGGAAGUGGAGGAAGCUCUGGAGCUGGAGGAGGAGCUUCAGAGGCCAGAGGACACCAUAUUGGAUGACCUCGCCAAACGCAUCCAGGUGGAGGAGAUCACUCCUGCCUCAGGCCUCAUCUCCAUCCUGAAGAGAAGAGUCCGUGACGGAGGAGAUGACACUUCCUCCACAAACAGACAGACUAAACGCAGAGUCCGUUUCCACGUUCCUGACGACGGCCUGGAGCAUGAUGAGGUGGGUGGAGACUCCUGGCUCCUCCUGCUCCUUCUGUGUCUGGUGACCGUGGUGAUCAGUGUGGGUGGGACUGCGUUAUACUGCGCAUUUGGCGACGCCCACUCGAGUGUGUGUACAGACUUUUCUCACAACAUUGAUUUCUACAUGGGGAAGGUGCAGCGCAGCGUGGACGACAUCACGCACUUUUUCUCCUCUUCUAGCUCGUAGCCUCCAUCUCUCUCUCUCUCUCUCUCUCUCUCUCUCUCUGUAUAAUGUAUCUCUCUCUCUCUUUAUCCAUCCCUCCAUUUUUCUAUCUCCAUCUCUCUCUCCAUCUGUCUCUCUACCUCUGCCACGGUCUCUCCAUCACUCUGGAUCAAAAGAUGAGAGACGGAAUGAAAGGAUGAUUUUUCAGGGUCUGACUGGAGUAGCGGGUGUUGAUGAUGUCACAACUCUGUGCUGGUGUUGAUGUCCCGCAUUAUUUCCCGGUGCAGCAUGUCAUUUAAAAUCCUCUUAUUUAAACUUCCUUAAAUUAGGUGUAAUUGAGAGAGAGUAAGCGGUAUUUCUGAAGUUUUUACCUUAGCAGGAAAGUAGCAUGUACAGAUUUUGAGGCGUCAAAUUGGGCGGAGUAUGUGACCUUUCUAAUAGCGGUUCUUUUUGCUUCUUAGCAUUUAAUCAUCUGUUUUAACACAAUAUAAUUGGUUAUCUAUCGUUAGCUUGCUACCAAACUUGGCUAGUUGCAUAACGUCACACAGCUACUGCUGCAGACGUAACGUUAAAGUUGGCUAAAUAAAAACGUUAGCUGGCUAACGUUAGCCCAGUGUUAGCCAUUACGCUGUGUAAUUACAGCUGUGUAGUUCCUCUCAAGGUUUCUUCCUCUUAACAUCUUAGGGAGUUUUUCCUCGCCACCGUCGCCACCUGGCUUGCUCAAUUGGGAUAAAUUCACACAUUUAAAAUCUGUAUAACGUGCUUAUAUAUUUCUGUAAAGCUGCUUUGAGACAAUGUCUACUGUAAAAAGCGCUGUACAAAUAAAAAUUUAAUUGAAUUAAGUACAUUGUGUAUAUCUAGUCAAAGAAGGCUAGUAGUGAUAUCAUACUCUCAAGUUUUGUGAUUGGCUGAUUGAAUUGAACUUAAGCUCUGCCCAUGGCAAAAUCUGUAUGUGCAGGAAUUUCAUAUCAUUUAACACUACACACUUUUAAGUCUUCAUUUUUAAGUCUUAAGAAUAUUGAGUCUUAGCGUAUUACUUAUAGCAAUUUCUGUUUUCAACCUUGAUAAUUAUCAUGAUACUGUGGAGAGUCAAAUAAUGAUGUAUAAAUUGAUAUUUGUUACAGAUUUAAGUGGUUAGGAUUAAAAUAUGUUGUAAUAUAAGGGACAGAAGAGCAGUAUAUAUAGUAAAGAAUGUUUUAAUGUAAAGAUUUUAAGAGUAGUGGUAUGAGGAGAGACAGAUUGUGUUAUUUAAUGCUGUUUUUGCAAAUUGUGCUGUGUGUGUGUGUGUGUUGUGGUUGAGGGGGUGCGAUGUUUCCUCUACACUGUGAUCUAUUUUUUAAAAAAAAACCACACAACAUUAAUGUAUAUUUGACCUUACAGUAACAGGAAGCUGCAGGCUAAAUAACGGCUAACAGACGGUUCCACACCUGCAGCACUGUAGCUAAUGGCUAGUGAGCAGGAAUGCUACUUGGUUAGUCUGAUCUUUGACAAAUAAUUUACAAUAAUAACACACAAAAACUGAAUCAACAAUAAUAAAUAAAUGAGCUAAUCCUGUUGCUUUUGCUAAAUAAGUUCAAAGGAGUAGUUUUUGUACAGCAAGUCUAGUUUGCUACUUUAAGAGUUAGCCUAUUGACUGUAAUGCUAAUUAACAUGUUAGCCAAUUUGCUAUAAUGCUAGUACCUGGGCUAGCAUGUUUGCUGUAAUACGGUUUCACAGUUUGCCCCAUUUGAUAUUGUGCUAUUUUUCAUGUUAGCAUGUCUGCUAUAAUGCUAGCUCCUGUGUUAGCCCGUUUGUUUUAAUGCUAUCGCCUGUGUUAGCACGUUAGCUGUAAUGCUAGCUCCCAUGUUAGCCCGUUUGCUGUAAUGCUAGCUCCUGUGUUAGCCUGUUAGCUGUAAUGCUAGCUCCCGUGUUAGCCCGUUAGCUGUAAUGCUAGCUCCUGUGAGUAUUUAUUGACAGACACAGGUGGAGUUUUUGCUGAUUGUAGAUGAGAAACAUGUUCUACUGUGUGAUUUGUAUUAGGUGACUUAUUUUACAGUAUUUAAUUAAAUAUUGAUAAUAAAUCAUGGCCGAGGCUUCGCAACUCCUCAGGCUGAACACACAAUUUAAAAAAACAAACAUUUUGAAUUCAUGUUGUGUGUGUGUGUGUGUGUGUUUAUGUUUAUGUUUAUUGUCUGUGGUGUAAAACUGUAGUGGGUUUAAAAUUUCUCUGAGCACAGAACACACAUGCACACGAUGUCUUAAAACCUGCUGGAUUCCUUUUCAGUAGAAUCGCAGUUUUGGGGAAGAGAUCGGAUUUUUAUUGUGAUUAUUGUUGUGUUUAUUUGCACGCGUCCUCUGGCCGGAUCAGACGGCGGUGUUCUCAGUAUUUAUUUUAACAUAGGACAAAAAUCCAAAUCUGAAUUUAUUGGUUGAUAAUGACGUCAUCUUUCCUUCCUGCUCUGUUCCUCUGUAAAUGUUCAUCAGUAAGGUUUAUUUCAUCUCCUCAGAUCUAAAGAUAAAUGAUCAUUUCAUUUUACACUAAAAUAUGAUUUUGCUGUAUAAAAUUAUUGUCUCCUCAGAGCUCAGACACUCAGCAAGGCAAAGCUCCACUCUGAUUGGCUGUUAGACUCAGCCUGUUAACCAAUCAGAUGGCUCUACCUUAAUGUAUACGUGUGAGUGGAUGCAGUUCUGGGCAUUAAUUACUGUAUAGAUGAUGUUGAGUAAUGUUAUAGCGUGUUAUAUCAUGUUUAAGACGGGUGUUUUUACUGAACUAUCGAGUGCUUAGAACCGUGUUUAUUACUGUUCAUCUACAUAUUUAAUUAAAAAUAAUCCAAAGAAAUCAAAUAUCAAUAAGAAGGAAAAUCUUACUAAAGGAAAAAUGUUACUCCAAACACCUCAGUUUUUCUGUGUUUAGUGUUUUUUUUUGUUUUGUUUUGUUUUGUUUUGUUUUUAAUUACAUUAAUUACUGAAAUUUCACCCACAUUAUUUCUGUCUGGUUCUAAGUCCUCGAUAUGAUGUUUUUUUCUCCCCGUAUUGUAAAAAACAUAUAUAUUAAAGGGGAAACACACAGUUCUUAAUAAAUCAGUUUUACUGUCA
Molecule: messenger RNA, 4974 nt
Organism: Ictalurus furcatus (blue catfish)
Lineage: Eukaryota; Metazoa; Chordata; Actinopteri; Siluriformes; Ictaluridae
Gene: cnsta
Product: consortin, connexin sorting protein a
Exons: 11
Coding region: 235-1923 (562 amino acids)
Biological process (GO): positive regulation of Golgi to plasma membrane protein transport
Cellular component (GO): transport vesicle; trans-Golgi network; plasma membrane
Molecular function (GO): connexin binding
Source: RefSeq, a predicted model, not a curated record